This is a messenger RNA of Spirometra erinaceieuropaei, 13507 nucleotides long. The record is from the annotation of a GenBank genome assembly. Lineage: Eukaryota; Metazoa; Platyhelminthes; Cestoda; Diphyllobothriidea; Diphyllobothriidae.
AUGACGGAGUACCACGGCCCCUGCGCCACAAUGAUGAAUAUGACGGGUAAGCAACUAGCAUUUAAUUCUUACCAUACUGACGAGUGCAUUUUCUAUAAAUAUUUGUCGCCUGUUCAUGAAUACACGAGCAUUUAAUCAUAUAAUUUUUUUCAUUUACCAACGCGGAUAUAAAAUAGCUAUUCCAACGCCAUUUAAUCGAAGAACAGCUCUAAUACCGAAACAAAUGCCUGCCAAUAUUCACAUUAUCAUGGUUUUCUAAACUUCAGUUUAUGCGCUUGCAUUAUGAAUAUAGAGGUUUAAAGGAAUUUUAUGUUUUAUUCUAGAAUUUACUUUGCCAAUGCCUGGUACGUCUCAUGGGUCUGUCUGAGUCCGCCAAAAACAAUGGCUAUCCGCUGCACCUCUUAUUUUUCCUGUUAGCAGUCAACUGUGUCGAAUAUUUUGUCCAGAAUACUAGGGGAGUAAUUACAAUUUUUACUUCUAACCCUAUGCGACCUUUUGCUAUAUAAAUAUAAGACACAUCAACCCGUACUCGUUUUGUUAUCUGUAAGAAGGUUAUGGUUUAAUUACUCAAGCAAUUUUGCAACUGAAACUUCUUAUACAUUUUAGAAUCGGCAGUGUCUAUGUCUAAAGGUGCGACACAAACCUGAUAUACUUAAUUAUUCAUGAUCUUUCUUUUAAAGUUAGUACGUUUUAUCUACAUGGAACAUCAUCCCUUCUUCUUCCUGGAGUUGAACUAGGAGGUUAAGAAUGUUCGGUUACCUAAAUUCGCAUAAUAUUAACAUAAUGUUUUGAAAAGCGGCAGCGUGUAUUCAUUCCUUUGGUCACUAUGAAUAGACCACAAUUAACCAGCGUAAAUGCUGCAGUUGUAAACAGACCCUCGAAACAAAUUUGGUCGUAGUUUCUCUAGAAACAUACUCGGCUUAUGACGAGGGCUUCAGUUCCGUUAAAUAUUCUUACAACUACGACAAAUGGCAAACAAUAAUGAUAGUAUCUUCGCUGAAAUUUGCAUUCACAAGCAUUAUUAAGCAGUUUUUGAUUGUGUGAGGGCGACAUGUUCCCAUUUAUUCUGUUUACAGGAAGGGAUACAUUACGUUACUUAUUCCAUAGAAUUGAGAAUACUUAAUCCAUACAGACUGCCUUCUUACAGCGAGGACUUGUCAGUGUAGUUAUGCAAUGAGCCGAAGAUUUGGUAAAUUGGUGUCAAGAAGAUCUUUUGUCGAACCCGGGAUUGGGGCGCCACUGGGAGGUGAUCGCAGACAGUCUAGGCAAUUACCAUGCAAAUGCCUGCAAAUUUGUUUGUUUAGCUUUCCACUUUUCUGUUGCGCAACUUAUCGCUGUAUCAGAAAAUGGCAUCACGCGCAAAUUAAAUAAAAAAUGCAGUUGUCUAUACGAUAAGAAGUACAUAAAUUCUAUUUCAGAUCGAUUCAUUUACCAUGACUUUGACAAAAUCAGAACUUGGCGGUAUGCACUUCUCUACUGGAUCAUAGAUACAAGCAAAUACAAGAUCUCAAGUGUAAGUAUCGGUGAAAAAUCUCCCAGAGGAACUUAAGCCAACGCUACUAGACACCCACAAAACCUUCCCCACAAAUUAUCUUUCCAUGUGUAUACGCGUUUUGAACGAACUAAGACGACUAACUACGUCCAACUGUCAUAAAAAUACUGUAGAUUUGUAUGAAGGCAAGCGGACGGUCUUUAAAACAAAAUGGCAGAUCUGGGAAGCAACCCAGUGCUUUGCGCAAAUGCGAUGAUCACUUACAGGAAGAAGAUGUGAAAAGAGAAUGCGGCUGUUUAGAAAGUACUGACAGUAAUUUGAAGGUUCUGUUGGUUGGAUAGGACUUUAAAUUGUAUAAAACAUUAUAAAAAUUGCUUUAGAAAAUUUAUAUAUUAAGGUUAUCUUAGCCAGCUUUUUGUGACUUCAUAUAGUUCUACUGCGAAGAUGACCUGGGCAUGCUUUGCUCUUUGAAUGACGACGGAAAUAAAUGUCGUAAGUCAGCGUCGAGGAUACAUUACUUUAUUUUAUUAUUGCGCUGAAAUAUCGAACAGAUUCUUUCCGGUACAAUUGAACUGGAGCAGUGCAAACGGCGUAAAAUGCAGAAACAAUUUUGAAACAUGCAUCAUGUCACUGCCGUAGAGUCAAAGCAUAGUGUCUUGUUGCCUAUAGUUUAGCACGUGCUUUUAUUUAUUUAUCAACACGCAAAUAGAGAGCGUUAUGCCUGUGCGCAGUUCAUAUCAUUUAACAAGGGUUUGUGUUUAUUUAAGUGUCCCGAGGCAGUGGAACCUGUGUAGACGCUAAAACGCAAAUUCUGCAGCUAGAAUGUCCUUUGCGGACGUUUCUGGCAUUUAAUUUAAGUUAAAGACCAAUACAUGUGGCACUUACGAAAGCCAAAAACGUCUGCACCCAAUGACCCUUGGCAGCCCUGAAGGUAUAUUUAAGCGGUUGGCAAAAUAUUCGGCCUUUGAAGGAGGCACUUUUGGAAUACAAGUCGUUUUACAUGCGGUUUGAAGUACGAUUAAUUAGGUAACCCCCUAUCAUAUAUUGCGGCUGUAUUUUAACAAGAACAAAAAGCAAUACUGAAUAGAACCUGUAUGGCGUUGUCCUUUUUAUUCUUUCCUUAAAAACUCAGGCUUUUCUUUUUAAAAGUGUGUGGCUUUUUACAUUUUCGCACCAAAGUUUCAGAAGAAAGCAACAUGCAUAAAAAAGUUUUUGAACAAUGUCAAAACACGGACUACACAUCCCGAGUUUGAGGACUAUGGCCAAAGGACUCUGCGAUCGUUUGCACUAUGUAAAUCGUGAGCGACAAUCGGUCCUUACAGUAAUUCGGGCAAUAAAGAUAUACUAAAGUACUUAAACCAUCGAGUAAUGUUCCAGCAGAAAGCGUGCAUUCAGGUUUCUAGGGUUACCCGAUAUCAUACAUUGCGCGUGUAUUUUAAUAAGAACAACAUAACGGGAAAAUAAUGAAUAUAACCCCUAGGGCGCUUUGACGUUCAUUUAAUCAUUUGAAAAUGCAAAAUACUACAUAAAAAUGUAUUUAGCCUUUUAAAGUAUCGUACCAAUAUGUUAAAUAAUGCCCUUUUGAAAUAAAGCAUGCGUAGAAGUUAAAGCGAAAACACGGCCAAGGGAGUCCGCAUUCAUUUACACUCAGUCAACUGUGAAUGAAAAUUGGUCAUUACAUUUAUUCAGGCAAAAAGGUUCGACGAAAAUACAAAAACUCAGUAAAACAUAGAUUAAUUCUUCAACAGAGAGUGUGCAUUUAGGUUUUCAGAUAAACAUUAGGAUGACUGUCAUUCCAUAUUCUCACACGUGUCUUCGGAAUAUACUACUCUCUUAAAGAUCUCCAAAUGUUUGGCGAAUUCGCUGUCUACACACAUAAAGUGAAGCAUAGGCGAGCAAAAUUGGAAUCAGUGCAGUGUCUUCUCAAUGACAAAUAUGAAAGCAGAAAAUCAGUCACUUGGGAUCGUAAGUUUUUACGUUUCCUCAUACGGUUUAAAAUUUUAUUUCGGCAAAGUACUAUGAUCAGACUGAUUAUCAUAACGUGUUGUAUAUUAGCAAAUUUCAGUAGCCGAGGAAUCAAAGUAAUCCAUGCAUCCAUGUUCAGGGGUCAGAUAGCAAAUAUCAAGAAAAAGCUCAUCUUUAAUAAAUAAAAACGCGGGGGGAUCAGUAUUACUCUUUGACGUUUUCGUCUCAGUCCACAGCGCAGCAGAGUAACAUGUGCCAUCUAAUGUGCUUUCACUGCAUUUUGAAGGCUGGAGAGUAGUUAUUGGAGGAGAACGUUGCGAAAGAUAUAGACGGGUUUCAUGGGCAUAUCAAAAACGCUUGAGAGUGAGUUAGUAUUUUUGGAGGGAUUCUAGAAUUAUGAACAACAUAACGUAUUUCAUUUGACGAUACUGUGAUAGUUUUGACAACAAAUGACGUGAUAUGAUUUUUUGUUUGCUUUCGUCUAACCAUGGUUAGCAUUUGAGAGACGCUUACUGAAUUCCAUGUGAAUUUAACAUCAUUUUGUAUAAAUGUUCAAAGUCUUCGCAAGCCGAUACUUAGUGCAAAUAGGCGACAAACAUGGGGCAUUUUCAUUUAAUUAAAGAAUUUCCCGAUAACUAGGACGUAUUUUUGCUUCUAGUGAGCAUCGCACCGAUUACCCGGUUUUUUCGCAUUUUGAAAUGUGUUUUGACCGAUUUAGAAUCAUUCAAUUUGACCCAACGGUAAAUAAACUUGCCUCUGCUUCGUAGCUCAGGUGGCUAGAGCGUUGACUGUACUAAAGCCUCCCCCUUGCUCCCGAGAGUUCGAAUACAACCGAAGCACCGAGGUUUUCACAUUCAGGUCAAUAUGACUUAAUUAAAAUCUUACAAGAAAUCUGUGAAUUACGUGAGCCUGUUAGUUAUCUGCUGGAUUCUAUGUAGAUUGCCUAGGAAAUCCUGCUCGGGCAGUUAGCUUACUGCAUUAGUUUUGGUGGAUUCCUGACGCUGCAGUAGGUUAAGUGAGUAACUUGACCCAAAUUCAAUUAAACUCAUGUCUCUUGCUGGGGCCUCGUAACUCAGGUGGCUAGAGCAUUGGCUGUACUAAAGCCUUCCACUUGCUGUAGCGAGUUUGAAUCCAACCGAGGCGCCGAGUUUUCCGUAGUUGGGUGAGAGUGGAUGUCUGUUUCCACAUGACAAAAAAUAACUUCAAGUGUAUUUAGACAUAUGCGACACUUGUUUGCGUUUGCUUUGUCUUUUACGGUCUGCAAUGCUGCGCUCAUCUUUUCAUAGGCAUUCAAAACAAUGCGUAAAUUUAAUCUAAGUAGUUUUGACCAGGCAACUUUCACUUUUUAUUUUACUAGUAAAGUCAUCGUCGCAACUAACAUUCAAGCUUUGUAUAAAACAUGCUUAGCAUUUGCCAGCGGCAUGCAGAUAAUACGAUAACGUCAAUUCCACGAAUGAUAACGCAAACGUUUUUUUCACUCUUUUUUAGUUAACUAUUUCCCAGACAAAGAAAGGACUCGCCAACAACCGUGACAGCCGUUUAUCAGGGCGCCAAACACACAACUGAGCGUGUGCACAUUUUGUCGCUCUUUUAAAGAAAAUUCCCGAUUUAUAUGUAUGAAAUAACACUGGAAAUAUAAAAUGCUCUCUUUUCGAUCUACAAUAGAUUUUGGAUUUUUAUCUAUGAAAAAGUUGUUAAAAGAGUGCAUGAUUUCUUGGGCAGGCAAUGCUACGCAAAUGUGAAACUUCCUAGUUCGCACGGGACCAUCAAUAUGCGUUUUGUUGACAAAAAAGACUAAGGCUAGACAAUUACUUCUGUGUGGUUUACGUAUUGACGAGCAAAGUGUCAAUAAUCCAGAAAUCACCAUCUUAAUCUGCCUUAUCUGUGCCAGUUAGGCCAUUCUGUUUUUAUAUGUUAAGAUGCAUCUUCUGUGUACUUGAGUCAACAUGCGAAGAAUGACUUUUAUUGCAACGACAUAAUAUUGUUUUACAGUGCGUACAGAAGCUCGAACAUCCGACCAGUGCACGCCACGAUCGCCUCUCAAGAGGCUUUUAUGUGUCUCCCGUAAAAAUGUUGAUGCAAACACUUUGGCGUGCACCGUAAGUAGCAAUGUUCGGCCGUCUCCUCCAUUAUUAAGCUAUUAAUUUAUUAAUAGUAAUAUGUUGCCGAAUAAACAGUCGACUAAAUGGUAAAUCACAUUGUCAGGUGUUCUCGGAAGUGUCGCUCACCGGUCACAACCGACAGGCCAACGAGCCUCUGGCUCAUUAGUAGAGCGUUCGACGCAAUGACCAAAGAUCCUCAGUUCGAAUCCCAGGUGGUCCACGCCUGGAUUGGGUAGGACUGGCUGAUGACGGCCAGUGAGCCAAACAUAGCCAUUGCGGUCUCCCUUGUUUUUGACUGGCUGCAAGGGAUCUAGAUUGAGCCCCAAGGAAAAAUGGGACGAGCGUGUCCUGCAACGUGAAUGGUGAGCGAAACCCCUAGCUCAGUUUCCGUGCGUUUAUGAUGUAAUUUGUGCAUGAGUGAAACUUCAGAUUAUUCAAGUACUUGUUCCAGCGAACGCGUCCUCUUUUCACUCUUUUGCCGGGACGCGCAUUCUCAGUCAGCUUUUAAUUUGGCUAUUUGUAUAUCAUGUCGGAGUGUCGAUAUUGCGAGUUUGAUCCACGUUGAACUUGCCGACGUUUGCGCAUCACCUCCAGUAUCAAAUCACCAGAUUGCAAACGCAGCGAUGACAGCGAUCUCACUUUCACGAAAAAUUCACUUACAUCAGGAUGCGACUUUCGAACGAACAUCUUUCCGGCUGCAUGCAUGAACCGCAGUCUGUAAAAAAUGGCUUAAAUAAAUAAAUACAUAAAUGCUUAAAGUUCACGCCUUUUUCUCACUGAUUUUCAAAGCCCUUAAAAUUCUAGUAUACGUCAUGGAAAACAUAUAUAAAACAAUAAUGUGUUUGCUCAUUCGGUAGGAAAUUACUUCUCCCUUCACUUUUAUACUUGAAGAAAGAGUAUAAAUCGGUUUUCAAUAUCCUCUCCAAUUCCCGAGUAAAUUUGAACCCGGUCUAUCGAUACACUUGCAUUUGGGAUUUCCAAAUUAAAGCCAUAUAUUUCCGCGUACGGAAUACCAUACAUCUCUCUCUACGGUAUUAAGAGGAGACUAUAUGGGUUUCAUGAAAUUUACUAGUGGAUUUGAACUGUUUUGUAAAAUUUACAAGUCACAUAGAUACAUUCGGAAACAUGACGCUUUAUGAGCGGUCAUUUUACAGUAUUAAACAGUCUCACAAUUAGGACAUUUUCGGAUUAUACUCUUCCCUCAAGGGUAGACUUAGAAGAAGGCAUAACGUUAUGCCGAAUGAGCAAAAAAUUGAAUACUUUUAUGCAUGUUUCCGCGAAAUAUAAUUAAUUUCAAGGGUAUCGAAAAUCAAUAGGAAAAAUGCAAAGUGCAUAAGUAGGCAUUUUUUACAGAGUACAGUUUUCGUAUACAAACGGAAAGAAGUCCAUCCAAAAGUCGCAUCCUGAGAUAACUGAAUUAUCAUAGAAUUAUGCUUCAAGAUGAUUAGUUUAAAAACUCUACUUGAUAAAUCAUCUUGCAACAAAAACGUAUUUUGGAAUUCUGGUUGACCUUUCGUGAGCCAACUCACCCACUGUAUGCAUGUGCAUAAGGUGCGUCUCCAAGUGUGGGUCGCAUAGCCGAAGCACGUUGUACAACAGAGAAGGUGGGAGUCUAGUAACAAAAAUAAAAGACAGAAUAAGUUUACUAAAGUUUCGCACUUCUGGUAACUUGUCUUAGAUCGCAAACAGGUUAGCAAAAACCAACGGCUGAUGUUUAGCGGUACGUGUCAGAGGAAACAAUAAGAAGGCAUCACGGUGACUGUGGCGUAUGGGGUGGACAGCAUGCUUAAAAUUAGUAAGCGACUUAAAAGUGCCACUGGCUUCGCGCUUAAACAGUAUAACGAAUCCUUUUUUUAAUCGACGGACACGCAGUAGAUCAAGGCUUGCAUGUUCGCAACGUUCUCGGUACAUCAAAUUUCGUUGUCCGAGGUUAAAACACGUUUGUUAAAAAAGAGUUCGACUGUAUUUUCUCUCGCUCAGCAGCACGCAUGAUGCCGAAUAAAAGGAAACGGUAUUUCCAGCCGGGCGCAUAGAGACCCUUUAGAUUAAAAGAGAUGGAUAUGUUUAAAUAAUCCUCCAGUGGGGCAGUAACGGCAUGGCCUGCGCAACAAAUUGACUGAGGUAAUUACGACAUCUUAGAGCUAGAAGAAAAGCCCAAUUCGGGAAUAAAAACGGGUCUCGGUAUUUCAGACGGCCUUGUGAAAAUUUAUAGGAGGGGAAAAUGUUUCCACGUGACAGUUCGACCACCGGUUUCCAUGAUGUCCACCGUGUCCCUCACAGUUGCAGCAGCAAUGGGAGCAGGGACGGUGACUAACGCAGGGGUUUAUAGUGCCGGAAGACUUGCGUAGCAUCUACCUACACUCUCUCCUCCUCCCUCGCCCGAGCCCGGUGUCAAGAUGACCGGAGACGAGAGAGGCCGCAAGUGGAUGGCUCGGACGGAUCCUCACCUUGGCGUUCCACCCCACCCCCUGGUCCACACAACAAUAACCAGGAUUUCAACCAACACAAGAGAGAUUUGGAAGCUGGCACGGCCGAAGCCGCGCCUAGCCGUGCCGCAAACGCCUGGCUCGGAUCCCACACUGUGAUGGGAGUGGUUUCCACGUGUUAACCCUAACAAAAACCCUUGCCCAAACCACAACCCUUAGCCUAAAAUUUACUCUGACUUUGGUCGUAAACUUUAGUUUAACUCAUAAAUUAACUCUAAUCCUAAUCUGGAACUGCUAUUAAUCUCCGUGAAAAUUAGCACUUGUUCCCCUUAAUAUGGGGUUUCCAAUAACCGUGCAUUGCUAAUUUAAGGAAGCAGAGCCUUAACUGUGUCAACGUUGAAAUGCGGCCCCCAGGUGGUAAUCUGCUAUCGACUGGUAGGUUGAGGCAAAAGUCGGCAAGCCAGGGAGAAGGAGCGCAUAGACGUGAAGAAAGAUAUGCAGAUCUUAGAAAGGGCAACAUACAGAGCCGCAAUUCGUGGAAAAUUUGGAUAUUGUGUGUGUAGGCAAAACCACAUGUCAGCUGACAGUCUCCUUACUCAUUAACCGUUAAAACUCUUCUGACGGCAGCUGUCCAAGUUGCGUGUUUUAUACAACAAUUUUCAAAUCCUAGAACGGCUAGAUCCCUUCAGUAGACCGAAGAAGGAUUAUUUUUAUUCAAAAAAGUAGGUUUCCAGCGAUUAGGAUGGCAUAGGCGGUGGAAGGGGUAGAUCAUUGGCUUAGAUUAAACGAAGUUCCUUAAUAACCUGUCACUCAUGUAGACUGGCUAAAUAGUAAUGAUAAUUAUAUUUAAUGCCGUUUUACAGGCAUUGGCAAGGGAAGAUAAAGAACGGAUCAGUUUAGCAGUAAAGAAACUGCCGAGAAAGUCAAUAUCCGUGAUGGUGUUUUUGGUUCGAUGGCACACUUCAGGGAAAGACGUCUUGCAUGUUGAAUGACGUCAGUUCAGGAAAGAACAGUUAGCACUACGUCGGUUGUUUUCAGCCUCAAUUCCUUUUCAUAAAAUAGGCGCUUAAUCAAAGAGAGUGCAUGAGAGACAGGUUGCUCGCUGUCUGCUGAAAAAAUUAACAAUAAUGUUGCUGGCUGCAGAGUCGGCACCCUUUCCCAGGGAAUGAGAUGGGCAAAGGGAUUAAAGACAACGAAUUUCAUCACUACUGAUGAUUACUACAGUGGACUCAGCACCCAAAAUGUGGAGGUAUUUCUAAAUGUAAAUGUAAAUAGCGAGCUGUUUCACGACUCGUCAGGCUUAAAUGCAUAUCCAUGGGGAGAGCGGUGCACAUAUCAAGUUGCGUUCUUUAAAGAAAUAACAGGGCGUUAGAGAGGGAGUACGCACGACUGAAAGCAUCAACGGAAAAUACAAGACAACGUGUGUCCCACGGCUGACAAAAUAUUAACAAUGCAAGAAGAGAAACAUGGCGAACCUGACAUCGUUUACUAAAGAGUCCGAUUUUGGCGAUACACUAGCUUGCACUACUGAUAUAUUGAAGGCCAAAGCAAGAUCGGCAAGUUUUCACCAACAGCUAACUCAUCUUUUGAAGUUGCCAAGACAAACAUGAUUGACGUUACUGAGAUGCACCUUAUGAGUCCUGAUGCUAGUGCACAACUGAUUUUGACCAGUGACGCUUCCAGCGGUGUUCUCGAGGCAGUCAUGAUCAAAUAGUUCAAUAACCAAAUGCGACCAAUGACUUAUUUUCCACAGGAGCUAAAUCCGUCUCAGCCUCAUAUGAUGCUUUUUCCAAAAGCCUAUUCCCCCUUAACUGGUUAUUCGUCAGUUUGGUCAUCUUUUAGAGGGCAAGGACGUUUGAGUGCACUCCGACCAAACACCUCCUAAUUCCCCCAUUUCAUGUGUACACACAAAAACUGACAGCUAUUAACAGUUUGGCUUGGCGGCCAAUGACCUUUCCUAUUUCGGCCACUUUAAUAUGUAACUUUUUCACACUUUCAGCAUCAUAUGAUUUACACUUUUGGUGUUAAAACCAUCAUAACCACUGACUGCGGACGUCAAUUUCUAUUCACCUACAGUGCGUGACCUAUCUCAUGAAAUGUUUGCUGAAAUUCUGAAAUGCGUUUUCGAUUAGGAAGGAUUACUUGGUCGCGGUUGUGAUACUGAUUAUCUUAAGGCAUACUCUUAUAACAUUUUGGACUCGGCAGGAUUUCGGCUUUUAAAUGCAUUUCUUGUCAAUCUUCUGUAGAAGGCGUGCUCGGUAAAAAAUGACUACUUAAGUAGCAUGCAUUUUUCCCAUUGAUUUUCGAUGGUCUUGGAAAUUCAAGUAUAUUUUAUAGAAACCACAAACAAAAAUAUGCUUCUUUUAGUCAAUCAAUAGAAAAUUACGUCUUCUUUAUAUAUUAUACUUAAGAUAGUAGUAUAAUUAGGUUUUAAAAAAGUUCCUUAUUAUGAGACUUUUUGAGACCACGAUACGUCCAUUCACAUAGCAUCGUACCUGGCCGUUUACCACUGCUCCUCAUGAAAUGUACAUUAUAGUCCGCAUCCAUUGCAAAAUUUUAUGAACUCUGUAUGAUAUCUCUUUAAUGACAUAGAAAAAUAUGAGAUGUUCUUUACGCGGAGCGCAUGCACCUUGUAGAGUGUAAUCACUAAGCGCUAAUGCAACUAAUGAUCAGCCUCCAAAUAUUUCAGCAAUUAGAAAACUUUUUAAAACCUAAUUAUACUAUGUCCUUAAGUAUAAAAUAUAAAGAAGACGUAAUUUUCUAUUGAUUGACUAAAAGAAGCAUAUUUUUGUUUGUGGUUUCUAUAAAAUAUACUUGAAUUUCCAAGACCACCGAAAAUCAAUGGGAAAAAUGCAUGCUACUUAAGUAGUCAUUUUUUACCGAGCACGCCUUCUACAGAAGAUUGACAAGAAAUGCAUUUAAAAGCCGAAAUCCUGCCGAGUCCAAAAUGUUAUAAGAGUAUGCCUUAAGAUAAUCAGUAUCACAACCGCGACCACGCAAUCCUUCCUAAUCGAAAACGCAUUUCAGAAUAUCAGCCAACAUUUCAUGAGAUAGGUCACGCAAUGUACAUCCCAGCUUUUAGCAGACGGUCCAUAUGCCCUCACACAUAAACCACGAAAUAUUACCCUGUCCCACUCCCUCCUAAGAAUUCCUAAAAGGCCUGCAGAGCCGUUCAAAACAGUGCUAAUUUUCUCUCGCAGGUUUGCCUUCCUGAAGCGACCACUGAUAUCUUCAGCCAUUGGACAUCCAAUCUUUCGUUAAGAAGAGCAUUUAAUACACGGAAUUGGCAUGCCGUACGCCCCUGUACACCGUCGGUGAAUUUAUGAAUUGCUUUAUUCCAUGGACGACAGAAUAUCGAAGACUUUUGUUCAGAAACUGAAUCAUUUCGUGGAAUAGAACUUUUAACUCUCCCGAUUCCACCUACGACAGAGAGACCGGUAAGAUCCUAUUUUACAGCCAGAGGGGUUAGGUAGGGUUUGGCACGGGUCUAAGGGUUAGGGCUGGAGGUUUUGGGUUAGGGUUUAGGGGUCAAGGUUAUAGGUUCGGGUUGGGGGUUGGAGUUUCGGUAAGGGGUCAGGCGCUAGCUUUACCGAUUAGGGUUAGAGUUAGGGUUAGGAUUCGGCGUAGGGUAAAAAGCGGUAGGGAAUAAAGUCUAACCAGACCACCCCGGAACCUGAUACCUUGAUAGGAACGUCGAAUUUGGUCAUUUUGUUUUGCCACUUAAGAAAUCCACAGCGGUCAUUAAACGAUUAUCGCACCAUGUCCAACCAUGUGCGAUGAAUAUUAGGCUGCCAAUAAUGAUGCGUAUACAAUGUCAUUGCAGCCGCAUUCUAUUAUUUCUGCAGCAGUCUUGCGAAAAAUAACCUGCCUGGUUAACUUCCUGUUGAUGUCUAAAAACCAUAAAUAUUCUUUUUUGCGCAUCAUAGUGACCGCUGCACAAACUGUGAGUAAACUUGUCUCGUCUGCCUAGAACCCAAAUAGCAAACAAUUCCUUUGCUCCCAGGUUUCGACUUCUUUAUGCUAAGAACAUAUGAAACAUUAUUGUCUAAGUCAGCGGCCAAUUUUCCUUAUUUGCUAUUGUAUAUAUCUUAAAACGUAGAGUGAUCGCAGCACUUGUAUGCCUUGCACAUAAAGAGGAAAAUCUUUUGUGAAGUUUUUCUGUGUGUUAUGGGUGUAUUUGUAAUAAAGAGGAUUUAUUUGAGAUCAUAAGCAGGCUUGUUAAAGUAGGCAGAUAUAAAUUAUUAGGAAAUAUAGUUAGUCUUCUGGUUGUAAACAUUUCCAGUUUUUCAUCUACUUUCGCUCUCAUUGACCCCUCCGCCAGUAUUUCGGGUGCUGCCCGAACUUGUUAACUUUGUAAUUACGUCUCUGCAGAUUGAUUUAGGCAAUUAAAUGACAGUCCAUAACACUGUUUUGGAAUGUUUACUUCGGUAAGCAAAUCAUCGUUGAUAGUCAGCAGGUUUGCCGGCGAUUUUCGAUAUUAAGACAAUCCCGAUUGAGAUUGCCGAGAUUAAAAUGCUGUGCAGACCUGCUCUGCUUCUCGAGGAAACUUUUAUUGCAUUAAACAUAUUGCGUGCAGCAAUAUAUAGUGCUGAAAUGAAAAGGGGUCAUGCUUCUUUACAGGAAAUUCGCUUCAUUCAGGUGAGGCCAUCAUCUUCUUCUUCUGGUCCUCCAAAUCACUAUAUCUUACCCGUCCUCCCUCAUAUUCUCCUCCAUCUCCUUCUUUGCUUCCCUUUAUUCUUCCUCACCCUCCUCCUCCUCCUUCGCGUUUCCCUCAUUCCCUCCUCCCCUUCUUCUGCUACUUCUACUUACAUUACCACUACUUCUACUAUUCCUUUACCUCCCUCAAUUAUCAGCUCUUCCUCGUUAUCCUACUUCCGACAUUACCAGCCGUCUCCUGAGCUUACGUCUUUCAAUUCCUUAAGUUACAACGAUGCCGUUAUCCUUUUCGUCAUCAGCCUUCCCCUUGUUCACGUUCUACAUCUUUUUUCUUCUCCCCUCCACCCCCACAGACAUCUCUACCUACUAUACCACCCCCCUGUAUUUUCUUUGUCUCCUCGCCCUCAUCAUCCUGGAAGAUUUCUCUAAUUCACGCAAUUCCCUUUCUCUUCUCCUCCCUAUCCCUUCCUCCAAGCUCUUUCUUCUUCACUUCUCCUUCCUCUCCAGCCUCCUCCUUUUCUUCCUAAUUUAAUUAAUGUUACUAUUCGUCAUGAUUUCCUGCCUUCUUAUCCUGAUCUGUCUCUACUUUGUUUAACCUCUUCUCCCAUCUGUUCCGCUUAGACUUACUCAGCCUCAUUCAAUUCGUAUCAUUACCUGCUUGCUCCUCCUACUUCUCCAUCUACCCCUCCUCACUCUCCCCCUCCUCUCCCUCCUCCUCCUGCUCCUCUGCCAUCCCCGCCGCCGUCAUUAUCAUCCUAUUCUCCUCUUCUCCUUCACGUCAUUUCCUGUGCCAUCCUGCCUUUUCCACACACUUAAUCCUCCUCUCCCCUGUUUUCUAUCACCUGUUGCCCCUCGACCUAGUCUAG